Meloidogyne enterolobii is the source of this 1374-nucleotide messenger RNA. The record is from the annotation of a GenBank genome assembly. Lineage: Eukaryota; Metazoa; Nematoda; Chromadorea; Rhabditida; Meloidogynidae.
GCUCCUUUCAAGUGUGAGCAAUGCUUAAGCGCGAAUCUUUUCUGGAUUCAAAUGACGUCGAAUGGUCGGGUACAAACCCUUCGAGCAUUUAAUGACUUUCUGAAGCAGGAAGAACUGGAAUCCUUUUGGAACUAUCGUUCUCCUUUACCUUCAUUUGAAGAGAUAAGAGCAUCCUUAUGUUUGGAUACUAUUUCGCUUGCCUUUGAUUUUUUUCUAAAGAAUAAUUAUUUCAACCUCACUAAUAUUAUACACAAGGCGAAGAAUAAGAAUUUCUCAAAAACUUUGAAAACUAAUCUUCCAUCCAUUUACCCAAACACAUCAGAUCCUCAGAUAAAAGAGAAAAUUGGGUUAAAGCAGCUCAUUUUGGAUAAAUCUCCACAAGAAUGUUGCGAAUUUGGGUAUUAUGAAUUGUAUUUUGGCGUUUGUUAUUAUCAGGUUGUUACAACUAUAAUUCUUAAAAUUGAACGACAUAUACAGGAGCCAGAUAUCGACUAUGCUAAAUUUAUUGCUAAUUGGAGCCUCUCGGAAGGCAUUGCUCCAUUUUAUCCUGCCGGGCUAGACGUCAAUGUGCGCAAAUUAAACCACUAUCGAAUUGCUACAAUCAUCCAAGAACCAUUCGUUCAAUUUGUCCCUGUACAUCCAUCUACAAUAAGCUUGGAGAAACCAAGGCCAUGUGCUAGUGAAGAGCCAGUACGCCUAAUUACUGGUCAACUCGUUGAAGGCUACUGCAUCGAUAUGUUGAAAAUGCUUAAAUUGGCACUAAAUUUCACAUUCGACUUGUACUUGGUAGAAGACGGUAAAUUUGGCUCAGUAGAUGAAAGUGGUAGAUGGGAUGGACUGGUCGGGGAGUUGGUUAUUGGGAGAGCAGAAAUGGCUAUUGGACCCAUUAGUAUUUUGGCUGAACGCGAGAAUGACAUUGACUUCACCGUUCCUUUUUAUGAUUUGGUUGGUUUAAGUAUCCUAAUCAAACGGUCUGAGGUGGAGACCUCGCUUUUCAAAUUUCUUAAAGUGUUGGAAUUGCCAGUCUGGACGUGUAUUUUUGGUGCUUAUAUUUUCACUAGUGUGCUCCUUUGGCUUUUUGACCGAUUCAGUCCAUAUUCAUAUACAAAUAACAAGGACAAAUAUGCAAGUGAAACAGAAAAGCGGGAAUUCACUUUAAAGGAAUGUUUAUGGUUCUGUAUGACAUCUUUAACCCCUCAAGGCGGGGGUGAAGCGCCAAAAAAUGUUUCUGGGCGAUUGGUUGCUGCCACAUGGUGGCUUUUUGGCUUUAUUGUAAAUCAAGUUUUUUGACUUUUAAUUUUUUGAUUUUAUAUUAUUGCAUCAUACACAGCGAAUUUGGCUGCAUUUUUAACAGUUUCAAGAAUGGAACAGACA